Messenger RNA from Apis cerana (Asiatic honeybee), 6271 nucleotides. It is a transcript of the gene GABA-B-R1, whose product is annotated as gamma-aminobutyric acid type B receptor subunit 1. The record is from RefSeq and is a predicted model, not a curated record. Gene Ontology annotation, molecular function: G protein-coupled GABA receptor activity. Gene Ontology annotation, biological process: G protein-coupled receptor signaling pathway; gamma-aminobutyric acid signaling pathway. NCBI's taxonomy places the organism in Eukaryota, Metazoa, Arthropoda, Insecta, Hymenoptera, Apidae. Gene Ontology annotation, cellular component: membrane; G protein-coupled receptor heterodimeric complex.
GUCGCGAUGAUAAAGCUUCUAAUACUUUUAACAUUGACGAAAGUGAUCGGAGGUUCGUUACCUCCCGACGAUGCCGACAAUGUGUUGCAUAUCGGUGGCAUUUUUCCGAUAGGAGGCAAGGGCGGAUGGCAGGGUGGCCAGGCUUGUAUGCCAGCUGUAAACCUGGCUCUCGAUGAUGUUAAUCAUGAAAAAAAUUUGUUACCUGGAUUCAUAUUGAAGCUUCACUCAAAUGAUAGCCAGUGUGAGCCAGGACUCGGUGCCUCGGUCAUGUAUAAUCUAUUAUACUAUAAACCGCAUAAAUUAAUGUUGUUAGCUGGAUGUAGUACUGUUUGUACAACUGUUGCAGAGGCAGCGAAGAUGUGGCAUCUAGUUGUGUUAUGUUAUGGUGCAUCAUCGCCUGCAUUGUCCGAUCGAAAUCGGUUCCCGACGCUUUUUAGGACACACCCAUCAGCUACGGUGCAUAAUCCUACGAGAAUCAAAUUGUUGCAAAAAUUUGAUUGGUCUCGAGUGGCAAUCUUGCAGCAAGCCGAAGAAGUGUUCAUAUCUACUGUAGAAGAUUUAGAAGCACGUUGCAAAGAAGCAGGGAUAGAAAUAGUUACACGCCAAAGCUUCUUGUCUGAUCCAUCUGAUGCCGUAAGGAAUUUACGUAGACAAGAUGCUAGAAUCAUUGUUGGUUUAUUUUACGUAGUAGCCGCGAGGAGAGUUCUUUGCGAAUUGUAUCAUCAAAAUCUUUAUGGAAAAAGUUAUGUGUGGUUUUUCAUUGGUUGGUACGAGGACAAUUGGUACGAGGUAAAUUUAAACGAAGAAGGAAUUACUUGCACAAAAGAUCAAAUGAGGCUGGCAGCUGAAGGGCACUUGACGACCGAAGCUCUGAUGUGGAAUCAGAAUAAUGACACGACAAUCAGUGGGAUGACUUCCGAGGAUUUUAGGCAGAGAUUGAACAAAAUGUUGAAGGAAGAUGGAUUUGAUAUCGAUAAUAAUCGUUACCCUGAAGGAUAUCAAGAGGCACCUCUCGCUUAUGAUGCAGUUUGGUCAGUAGCGCUAGCUUUCAAUAAAACAAUGGAGAAGCUGAGUAAGCAAGGAAAGAGCCUAAAAAACUUCAGUUAUACUGACAAGGAGAUAGCAAAUGAAAUUUACUCGGCGAUCAACUCCACUCAAUUUUUAGGAGUAUCUGGAUACGUUGCCUUUAGCUCACAAGGUGACAGAAUUGCAUUGACCCAAAUCGAGCAAAUGAUCGAUGGAAAGUACGUUAAGUUGGGAUAUUAUGAUACGCAAAGCGACAAUUUGACAUGGAGGAACAUGGAAAGGUGGAUCGGUGGUAAAGUACCACAAGAUAGAACCAUUGUGAAGACUGUUCUUAGGACGGUCUCAUUGCCUUUAUUUAUUUGCAUGGGGACUAUAUCUUCAUUGGGAAUCAUAAUAGCUGUGGCAUUGAUCAUUUUUAAUAUAUGGAAUAGACAUAGAAGGGUUAUAAUGUCGUCACAUCCUGUGUGCAAUACUAUAAUGCUGAUUGGAGUUAUAGCAUGUUUCGUGUCGGUGUUUCUAUUAGGAAUUGACGGUAGAUUCGUCGCAGCUUGGGAAUAUCCAGCGGUCUGCCAAGCUAGAUCUUGGAUGUUGUCCACAGGUUUUACCUUAGCAUUCGGGGCGAUGUUUAGCAAAGUAUGGCGCGUCCACAGACUUACGACAAAGACAAAAGCUGAUCAAGCAAAAUUGUUCAUGGCUAAACAAAAAGUUUCGUCCAUACAGAAGAAAAUUCAACCAUGGAAGCUGUAUACGAUGGUAAGCGGAUUGUUGGCAGUGGAUAUCGUUCUGUUAGUCUGUUGGCAAGUGCUUGAUCCUUUGCAAAGGAAGAUGGAGACAUUCCCGUUGGAACUACCUCCGUUUGGUGAUGAUGAUGCAAGGAUCAGACCGGAAUUGGAACAUUGCGAGAGCACACACAAUAACAUUUGGCUUGGUUUGAUUUAUAGUUACAAAGGAAUUAUCCUGGUGUUCGGAUUGUUUUUGGCGUACGAGACGAGAAGUAUCAAAGUGAAACAGAUCAAUGAUUCCAGAUACGUUGGGAUGUCGAUAUACAACGUGGUCGUUCUCUGUUUGAUCACAGCUCCCGUAACAAUGGUGAUCGCUAGCCAGCAAGACGCCAGUUUCGCUUUCGUUGCACUCGCCAUUAUUUUUUGUUGUUUUUUAAGCAUGGCGCUGAUCUUUGUGCCUAAAGUGAUCGAAGUGAUCAGACAUCCGAAAGAUAAGGCUGAAUCUAAGUACAAUACCGAUGUGGGUAUGUCGAAAGAGGACGAGGAAAAAUAUCACAAACUUCUUAGCGAGAAUGCCGAGCUUCAGAAACUUAUUGCCGUGAAAGAAGAGAAGAUCAAAUUUCUGAAACAGACUUUGGCCGAGCGAGAUGCGUUGAAAGAUGGGAGCGGAAACCUUCCGAAGGAUUCGCUGAUAGUCGCCGAUUUCGUAACAGGCGAAGGAACUUCGGAUAGCGCAAUCGGUGGGGGUAUUUCUGUUUAUACACAAUCAUCUCGAGCUUCUGCUUCUGAUUUUGAGUUUUCAGGAUCGUACUUGUAGAUCGUGGAUUUAUGUUCUGUUCUUUCUAUAAGUAGAAAUCGUAACGAAUUUAAGAAAGUGGGACCUAAAUGGAUAAAAAAGCAUAUUGUUUCUUUCUUACGACGUUUACUUUUUGAUCUUUUUAUUAAUCCAUCGAAUCACGCGUUGUAGUUUCUCUCUCCUCUCUCUCUCUCUCUUUCUCUUUGUCACAAAUUAUUAUUGGACGCAUGUGAAAGUUUUAAUUUCAUUAUACAUGAAUGGAUUGUAUUAUUUUAGAAAAAAUAAUUUAUUUAAUGUUAAUUAGUGUAAUUGUUAUUGUUUUCGAUGAGUUUUUCCUAUCGUUGUGAUAAUUAUUGAAUUCCUUUGUUACAAAUACUCAAUUUUUGUUCACAAUAUAUAGAUGCGUGAUUUUUCAAAGUUUCUUUAUAGAUUAGAAUUCCGUUUUGUAAAAUACAAAAUAAAUAAUCUAAUCAAGUAAAUAUUUAUAUACUAGGAUACAUUCAAAAUUUAUUUUAUGUGCAGUUUACUAUUAUCCUGGCUUGGUACGAUUUGCCACAACUUUCUUCAAUUUAAGAAGAAUCUUUUUCUGAAUUGCUUCUUUUAAUUUUUCCAAUUAUUGAAUAUUCUUAUAUAAAACUAAAAAUGGAAAAAGAUUCUAAUUUUUAAACGCUUUGAAAAAUCAUUGUUGUGUCUGCAUAUUUUGAUAAAAAAUAAAGUAUAUUUUAUUACAGUAUUUUAUAUUUAGUAAAGGAAUUCAAUUGCUAAUACAAAUAUAUAUUGGAUGAAAAGUAAUCGAAAACAAUAACGAUUAUAUAAAUCAUAUAUAUAAUCGAUUAAAUAAAUCAUUUUUCGUAAAAUGACAAUCUAUUCGUUUAUAACGAAAUCCGAAAUCAAAACUUUUUACGCGUAUUCCUAUUUAUAUCGCACAUCAUAUAAAUUCAAUUCGUUUCAAUUUUGAACGAAACUUCGAAAGUUGAAAAAUGACGCACCGAAGUGGGAAAGCAGAAACAAGCGACUCGUUAGCUCGAGACAGCUUUGUUUCUUAAUUCAUUGUUCGAUGUGUAAUAUAUUAUUCGCCUUUUCUUGGGGCGAUGCACUCUUUUUAUGUACUUGGUGUCUAAACGUAUAAAUAUUGAAUGUAAUGUAUAUAACAAGUCAAAGUAUUAGAUGUGCGUAUGCGUAGUGAGAUUAAUAAAGCAUUCUCAAUGUAAAAGUAAAUCCAUACGCGCGAGAUACUAAUUGAAUAUCGCUGAUCACAUACAAAUUGUUGGCCUACAAUUGUCGCGCGCCUUGUUCUCGUUCACAACGACCUUUUCGUUAAUUCGAGAGAGUCAUUAUUGCACAAUUGCAGAUAUUUCCGACUAUUGGGAUUUUAUUAUUAUACAGAUAUUUGUACAGAAAAGUUUUAUCGAACGAAUAUCGAUAUCUUGAUUCAAUCACGUAAAUUUCUCAUCUAAGUUCUCUUGAAUAUCGAUAUUGAUCGAUAUUCGAUGUUAAUCGAUAUUCGAUGCUGAUCGAUAUUCGAUACGGGAACAUCGCAUAAAUCGAUUACGUAAGACGGACCAAACACUUCGUAAAAUAUAUUUGCUAAUUGUUAACUUUCGAAUUUUUUAUGCAAAUUGUGGAAUUGUCGAAUUUUGUUGGCGAGACACGUCAACGUGGCAAAUGGCACUAUGAUUCGAAUUUAUUCGCGUACGGUUUAUACGGGUCCAAAAAAAGAAAAAAAUAGAGAAAGGAAACACAGAGGAAAGAAACGUUCUCAUUAAUUCGCGAAUGUUAUAUUUAUAACACCUUCCACACGAGGUAAAAAAAGAUAUUUGAUUUAUUGUACAGUUUGAAUCGCAAUUAGCAUCACGAAUAUUUCGUUUGCUGCAGGCCUAAAUUCUUUUUUUAUAUGAUUCACGCAUGAUUUGCAACAAAUUGCAGUUAAAUCUCGUUAGACAAUAACCUGGUCGUUUCCGAGACAGCGUCAAUAUCGAUAUGUGAACCUCAUGAAGUUUGCUCCCAAAUUACGUAUAACGAAACGUUGCACGGCACGCGAAAUUGGUGUUUCGAUGAAGAAAAUGAUGUUUAUACGCGGACAACAAGAUAUUACAUACUCACGCAAAAAACAACGUGCUAACGAGAUUUAAACGCUUCAACAUGUUGCGCCAUUCAUAAAUAAUUUGGGAGUCUUGAUGAGGUGGAUCGACAAUUAUUUAUGGCCAACCAACGUUUAAUCUUUCAGAUUGCACUCUUAAUAAUGUAAAAUAUAUAAAUAUGAUGCUCCACUCGAAUAUCAAUUAUUUAUGAAUGGGCAAGAAAACAAAAAUCUGUACGCUUAUACCGCACAGAUAUCUGAAGGAUUAUCGUUUUUGAAUUCUUCUUUUUAGAAACGGACCAGGUUGGCUGAACACAAGAGCCCCGUCGAUUAGGAUGACAAAAGCAAUACGAGCAUAUAAACGAGCUAAAAGCUCUCACAAGGCAAAAAAAAAGCUAUUUCUUUUUCUCUUCUAAUAUAUUAAAUGCACACAUGCGUAAUUCCCUCAUACGAAAGUGCAUAUUCUUAUUUUGUAACCGCAAAGAAACCGAGAAUCGUGUGAUUUGUAACACAAAAAAUUCUAUUCUGUCGUUGGCAUCAUCGAUGAAUUAUUUUAUCACGCAUAGCGUAAGAUAAAUAUCUCUAAUAAGAGAGAUAUUUCAAUCGUGUGAAUUUUCGAGAGGAAUGCAAUCAUGUUUCUCUCUAUUUGUAAACGUGAUUUAAACAAAUGUUACACAGAUUACUUAAAAAGAAAUUCAAAAAAGGAACAACUAUAAACGAUGUGCAAUUUAAUUUAUAUUACGAUUUAAUCGAAAGAUAUUGUAACAAAGAAGAUAUUUAAGAAUUAUUUUAUUUAAAUGGGAUGCCAAAGUUCAAAUUUAAGAAAUAAUACGUGAAUAUUAAAAUAGUUUUAAAUCGUUGAGUUCAAAAGAUGUUUUACAUUAUUGAUGAGAUGGUAAUGUGAUUUGACUGCAAUUCAAAUUUUGUCUAUACACAAGACGACUUAUGUAUGUAUAUCGUAGAUUGAGUAAGCCACAAAGCACAACUUUUUCGUAUGUGCAUUUCAAUUUCGUCACUCUACGUAUACAUGAUAUUUAUAGAAAAAUUUUACGAACGUUUCUGUUGAAUCGUUUCUAGUGUAAUUAUUAUCGCGCUCAUCUAUGCAUUUUUUACUAUACUUCUUCGACCGACUGUCGCGCGAAUCGCGCUUGACUAAAAUAUUAUAUGAUAUAAAUAUACUAGUCUUAUUGAACUGUUAAAGAAAGUAUCAUAUAUAUGUAUGUUAGAAUAUGGAGAUAUAUUUAUUUUUAAGUUUUUAAAUUAUAAAAUAUUCGUUAAAAAUUCUUAUAUUGUAUAUGUUAUUGAUAACCUUGCGCUUCGAAAAAAGCGUCCGCUCUCGAAUCGAUCAAUCGUUCACGGAUCUUUGCUGUGUUACAAUUUCAUAGUCGCAACGCUGUGCGUUCGAAUUUAUAAUUGAAAACAUUAAUCUCGCGUGAAUAUAUCGUUGUGAUUUUACACAAGUUUACAUGAAACCAAAUGAACUUCAUCGUUUCGAAACAUUAAAUGAUGACUCGUAUAAUUCUCCAAAAAAAUACGUAUAUUUAAUACAUCAUAGAUCCAUAUGGCGAUUAUGAAAAAUAUGUAGUACAAAUGAAAUACAAUUGUAUUAAAAAAUCAAAUAAACUUAGUUACAAUUUAAGAAUAAAA